CGUAUGUAGACGUAUGUUCCUUCUGUUGCACCCUACUUCUCUCCUCAACACUUCACUCUCUUCAAGUCAGAGCUAUUUCAGAAAGUUAUACCAAAUAAUCGUAAUAAUUCCUGUUUUGCUUUGUGGAGAAGAUGAUUGCAGUGCUGAUGCUUCUGAUCUUAAAGUCAGGAACUGUGAGUGCUUGGUCUGUGACUCUUGAAAAUCCAAAUCCUUGUGCUUUAAAGGGAUCAUCGGUGGAGUUCAGGUGCUCAUACAACUACAGCAAACAGGAAACUGUUGACAAGACUACAUGGCACAAAGGGGAAUUAAAAGACGGCCUCUGGAAACGUGUUAAGCUCUCAGACCUUCCUUCUUAUGAAAAUCGUACUGAAUAUCUUGGUGACCUGCAGCACAACUGUAGCCUGGCAAUUCAUGAUGUGCAGGAAAAUGACGCUGGAUAUUACUACUUCAGAUUUGAUACAUAUACUGUUGGAUGGCGCAGUAAAACAAGUGUUUAUCUGUCUGUCAAAGAGCUGAGUGCCAGAGUGUACCCUGACACUGUGAGAGCAGGAGACACUGUGACUCUUGAAUGUACAUCCUGCCAACUUCCCAGUGUUUGGUUCAAAGAUGGACGUCGAGUAGCAAAAACAGAGUUCCAGGCUCAGGUAGAGGAUGCUGGGAAUUAUGCAUGUGCUGUUGAAGGACAGGAGUCAGCACUCUCUGAUCCCGUGGCUCUAGAUGUUCAGUAUCCCCCCCUGAGCGUGUCUGCUGAAGUGAGUUAUUCUGGCAAAGCAAACAGCAGUGUGAAUCUGACCUGCAGCAGCACCGCUAACCCUCCAGCAAACUACACCUGGUACAAGAGGACAGAUUCUCUCAGCUCCACGGUGCAGGUGGGCUCAGGACAGGUUCUGUCUAUUCCCUCUGUGGAGCAGUCCCAUACUGGACUGUACUUCUGCCAGGCCAGGAACCAACUGGGGGAAAACAAUUCAACUGAGCUGCUGACAGUCGAUGUAACAGACAAAACAGUUAACCACUUCAUCCUCCUUGUUGGUAUUGGAGUCAAAGUCGUUAUUAUUAUCAUGCUCACACUGGUUAUUAUUAUCUGGGCCUGCAGGUGGAGAUGUAGUUCUGCUGUGGACAAAGAGGAGAACCACAACGAUUAUGAAAACAUCCCUACUGCACACACUGACAGACACUUGGCACAAGUGUAGUGAUUUCCUGUAAAAGCAGCAUUUAUUCCCGACUUCUGUCUGUGUGAACACUCUUCUUUUCUGUACAAUUUUAGAC
Larimichthys crocea (large yellow croaker) is the source of this 1266-nucleotide messenger RNA. Its product is annotated as carcinoembryonic antigen-related cell adhesion molecule 6. Lineage: Eukaryota; Metazoa; Chordata; Actinopteri; Sciaenidae. The record is from RefSeq and is a predicted model, not a curated record. The transcript has 7 exons. The coding region runs from base 132 to 1190 and encodes 352 amino acids.